AGAAAUAAUAAUUUACAAUUUUAAAUCUCGAAAAAUGUUAACUUACAUAAAAACAGCUAUAUAGAAAUACGAAGAAACUACGGUAUUCGACGAUAAUGCCAUAGAAAUACACAAUUACAGAGAGUACAGAGAAGGUUGAAUUCCGUAGCUCGGUAUCUAGCAAUUACCAACUGUAUCAUUCAGAGACGAAUAAAAAUGAUAAGAAAAUAAAAGAAAUAAUAAUUUACAAUUUUAAAUCUCGAAAAAUGUUAACUUACAUAAAAACAGCUACGUAGAAAUACGAAGAAACUACGGUAUUCGACGAUAAUACCAUAGAAAUACGCAACAACAAAGAGUAAAGAGAAGGUUGAAUUUCGUAGCUUGAUAUCUAGCAAUUGCCAACUGUAUCAUACAGAGACGAAUAAAAAUGAUAAGGAAAUAAAAGAAAUAAUAAUUUACAAUUUUAAAUCUCGAAAAAUGUUAACUUACAUAAAAACAGCUACGUAGAAAUACGAAGAAACUACGGUAUUCGACGAUAAUACCAUAGAAAUUCGCAACAACAAAGAGUAAAGAGAAGGUUGAAUUCCGUAGCUCGGUAUCUAGCAAUUACCAACUGUAUCAUUCAGAGACGAAUAAAAAUGAUAAGAAAAUAAAAGAAAUAAUAAUUUACAAUUUUAAAUCUCGAAAAAUGUUAACUUACAUAAAAACAGCUACGUAGAAAUACGAAGAAACUACGGUAUUCGACCAUAAUACCAUAGAAAUACGCAACAACAAAGAGUAAAGAGAAGGUUGUAUUCCGUAGCUCGGUAUCUAGCAAUUGCCAACUCUACGAUAUACAGAUGUAUUAAUAACGAAUUUACUAUUAAUUAACAAUAUAAUAUUCUUAAUAAGGAAUUUAGUAUUCUUCCGAUCGGAACAUUACGAUACAGCAUUCGAUCUUUCUCCCGACAAACUUAGAAAUUGCUCUAGACAAAUAUUUCUAUGUUUAAAGUAGGUAGUCGAGGAGCAAGGCGGAAUAAUCACACGUGGUGGAACGCGUAAAUCUUUCGUAACGGUUUGCUCCAGUUUAUUUCCAGUAUAUGCCGGCAAGUCGUACACGUCAGUCAUAAGAUACAUCUCGAUCUCGAUGCAACAACCGUGCCGCGACUCGUGCCACGAAAACAGUGUACCUUCGUCUUUCCAGCAAUUAAUCCCCAGGCUAAAAUUGAAGACGUUUCAUAAUUGGAGAAGGGGUCACGACAACGAGCUUGAAAAAGUGACGGCGCAGCGCCGCGCGUCGUUCAAUUGACCAUCAUUCGACUUGAUUCGUGUCAGUAAACAACUAGCGCAAACAAUAGCCGUGUGGCCGAAAUCCUUUCGAAAAAAGCAAUCUGUGGCAGAUGUUGUUACGACGUAAAAUUCACGGAAUCGACAUCAGGUGAAGCGCUUAAGGAGGAAAAUAGGUGGUAACGGUGCCAAGAGAGUCCUGAAUUUUGCAAAAAACCAGUGCAACGCAUUCUCCGGAUGCGACGAAUCCGUUCAGCGGCUGUUCACGCUGGUAAUUCUAGUCGGUUAUCCAGUUCUCCGUGGGCAUUAGAACAGUGCAGUUCAUACGCAGUCCACGCUGUUACGUUACUUUUCACUCUGUACUGAAUUCGUCCCGUCUCGUUUCAACUAACUAACCAGUCGGCGGCCGAGUGAAAUAUUUUCCAAACGGAAGAAAGGAUUUGCAAAAAGGAACAUUGCGAGAAUAUCGAAAUAGCGAAAGAGAAAAACAGCGAAAUUUAGCGAAAUUAGAUCGUUAAACGAUAUGUUGAUCACGCCUUAGCAAUGAAUUGGAAAUGCUGAAAGGGCAGAUACUUAAAAGCUGAUGGACAUUGGGAAAGAAAUAAAAUCAAGGCGAUUUUAACGCGAAUCGCGGUUAGACAGAGAGGUCGGCUAACGAGAAGACUUUUGGAGAAACAAGUUUGCCAAGACGAAAGACGAAAGAUGGCGAGCGUAGAUAAAAAUCUCGAGGAGCUGAUGAUGCAUCUUGGCGAAUUUGGUAAAUACCAAUGCUGGCAAUUCUGCUUGCACAUUCUCGGUGCAUUGACAGCCGGUCUGCAUAUGCUCACCUUACUCACAGUCGCUGCAGUGCCACCGCAUACGUGUAACGUUCCUCGGUCCACGUUUCCGACAGAAUCGUUCAAUUUCACAUCUUCAACAUGGAAUUCCUCUAUCGCGUUCGAUGACGUUCCCCGAGCGGUGGACGCGUGCCACUAUUUGGACGCGAACAACGUUACGAAGGAGUGCGAUUCGUGGACCUAUGACACGGAGUACUUCCAAUCGUCGCGCGGAAUGGAAUGGAAUUUCGUUUGCUCGCAGCGAUGGAUGGGCGCAGCAGCGCAGUCUUGCUACAUGUUCGGCGUGUUUAUCGGAGCCGUAACGCUGGGCAGUUUGGCCGACAAGUACGGCAGAAAGAUAAUAUUCUACGUGUCUGCUGUUGCCCAACUUGUUUUCGGAGUGACCGUAGCUUUGGUGAACAAAUACUACCUUUUCCUCAUCCUUAGAUUUCUAUACGGUAUCUUCGGUUCGGCUGGCGCUUACAUAACAGGAUUCGUCCUGACGAUGGAACUGGUCGGAGCAACAAAGAGGACCGUUUGCGGAAUAAUGUUUCAACUGGCGUUCGCCGUUGGGUUCAUGUUAGUAGCCGUUUGGGGUGCCGUGAUCAAGGACAGAACGUGGCUGCAAAUCGUCUACGGGCUUCACAGCGUGCUUCUCAUCGGCCACUGGUGGCUUAUGGACGAAUCUCCACGUUGGCUGUGGGCCCAAGGUCGCGUCAGCGAAGCGCUGACUAUCAUACGAAAAGGUCUGAAGAUGAAUGGCAACAACGUAGAUAUAGAUACGGGGAAAUUGAUCAGCGAAGGGAAGAUACGGCAGAUGGAUCAAGAGGAACAAGGUUCUUACGGAGCCUUGGAUCUCUUCAAGACUCCGAAUCUCCGGAAGAAAACGUUGAACGUAUGUCUGAAUUGGUUCGCCAAUUCCAUCGUCUAUUAUGGGCUGUCAUUGAAUGCAGGAAAUCUCGUUGGAAAUCCAUUUCUGAUGCUGUUCCUCAGCGGUUUGGUGGAAUUACCUUCGUACUUGCUAAUGUGCUUCCUAAUGGACCGUACUGGAAGAAGAUGCCUGGUCAGUACGUUCAUGUUGAUCGGCGGUGUGUGCUGUAUAAUCGCCUCCAGCAUCCCGACUGGUACUGAUACAGCUGCCACCAUAAUCGUGACCAUCGUCCUGUUCGGCAAAGCUUGCAUAGCUGGCUCGUUCGCGGUUAUUUACAACUACACGGCCGAACUGUUCCCUACGGUAGUAAGAAAUACCGCCUUGGGAAUAGGCUCUAUGUGCGCUCGUUUCAGCGGAGCUCUCACACCGUUGAUAAUGCUGUUGGACUCUCUGAAUCCCAAAGUGCCUGCGGUACUCUUCGGUUUCGUCGCCCUGGUAUCUGGUUUCUUAUCGUUGUAUCUGCCGGAAACUGUGAAUCAGCCGAUGCCUGAAACGAUCGAGGACGGUGAGAAUUUUGGCAAACACGACACCUGUUUCGCUAUGUAUUUGCGCUCGGGCAGAAAAACCAGCGCCGCUUACGAAGCUACACAACUUACGCAACUCACCGUCGACACAGACGAGAAGGAGAAGCUGAAUGAAGGAGGAAGCCCCAAGGAAAAUUCCCACUAGAGAGCAUCCGCUGCCGUUCUUUUUUAUUCUUAUAAAAAUCUUCAAAAACAUUCCUACUAUCGUCGAUUUGUUUCUCGAUUGACCGUUUUACGCUUAACUCGACUGGACUAUGAGCAGGUAAAACUCGAGCGAGAGUACAUAUCGCGAUUGAAUUAUUUUCCUAAUCCUAUACGAUUCUAAUCGCUAAAUAUGGAAGAAAGUUUUACCGGUAAAUUUUCAACUUGUCGCGACCAUCGUAAAAUAAUCCUUAUUAAGCCAUUGAUCCAUUAAAUAUCGAUAUACGUACGUGUAUUUGCGUGCUACAUUGGUUCACCACAGUAUUCGUAGCAAUCGAAGUUUACUAAUUUUCGAUAAACUCGUAUACGUGUAGAGUACGGCCGAGUAACAUGUACAAGCGAGCACGAGGUGAUUCAUUAUGAAAGAAUAAGAACGAAAUAUAGAAUAAAAUUUGUUCAUUGAAGGCUUAGUUUUCGAGAAAAUUGAGUUUGGAAAUUUACCAAGUAUACUUGAACAUGACUAAUUACCGACUGGUAUGAGUAACCGAUCGAUAAGAUGUUAUCGAUAGAAGCGAAAGUAAGUAGAAGAUAUAAAAUAAAACUUGUCUGUUCAAGGUUAUAUUUUCAAAAGAACAGAGUUCGAACAUGUUUAGUUAAGAAUCGAUCUAGUACUUACACGCGUACGAUAAUUUUUCAAAUUUAUUUUCUCGGAAACAAAGCGCCUCGAGGAAAUAUUUCAUUCUGCGUUUUCCACUUAUUUUCAAGCGUAAAAUGACCUGCUGUCGAUUAUUUGACCCUGCCUAGUCCGGAAUUAGCCAGGUUAAAAUAUGCUUGAUAAAUUUUAAAACUCGAUUUUCUUGUAAAUCUAGCCUUAAAUGAAAAAAUUUUAUUCCAUAUUGUGUUCUUAUUUUUUCAUAAGGAAUCACUUCGUAUCCGCUCGUACGUGUUAUUCGGCUGCACCCUGUACGUUUCAACCGACUAUAUACGUAUCGUGUAAUUUUAGUCUAUUAGAAACUUCCACAAGUAGUUACUCUCUGCCUUGAAUAUCCUAUACAUUUUUCCGAAAUAAACUUUCAUUUAUUUAUUUAUAAUUAUCGAAUCUUUCUUUCCAUCUUGCAGCUUUCCACGCGAUAAAUUCUCCGUUUAAAGUUGAACAUUUUUAGCGCACUUGACGGAUUACUUUGACGCCAUAUUGGCUUUUAGCCGUCAUUCGAUUGGUCGCGCGGACGAACGCGGAACCGAAGUUGCUGCAAAUUGGUUUGACUGGCGUAAUCAUAGAGAUAUACGUAUAUACAUAUACACAGAUAUAGUUGUGUGUGUGCGUGUGUGUGUGUGAUGACAUUUAUUUACAAGCAACGAUGUCACUCAUUGCUCGAAUCGUGGCUAGAAGCCAAUAUGGCGUCAAAGUAACCGGUUAAAUACGCUAAAAAUGCUCGAUUUUAUACAAGUACGAACGCGUAACUUUUGAACCAGUAGGUGCUGCAUUUUAAAACUCGUUUCUUAGGUUGGGACACAUCGAAAACUACAAGUUAAGUCUUUUUAAGUUAAACCUUUUUACCUAUUACAUAUAUGUAUAUGCGUAUACGUCCAUAUAUGCAUCUCGAACAUUUUGCUUCCUUUAAAUUUCCCAUGAACGAAUAGAAGUCGACGAAUCGUCCGAUUAUGGCCACCUGUUUACGGUAACUGUGCAGUUUACGAUCAAAUGCGGUUAUGUUUGCCAGCAUUAAUGUCGAUCAUUCAAGAAACCUUGGAUAGUGAUUUUUCUUUUUAUAUUCGAUCCUUCUUUACAGACGCAUCGAUCGAUGCAGCAGGUUGGUAACACUAACCUUACCAGGCCCAUUUCAUAUGACCGGUUUCAAAAUCUAAUUUAAAAUCGUAGAUUCAUUGUUAUUUCUUUCAUUCGUCUAACUUUAUGUGAAUUCUUAUAUUAACAAAAAUUGAGAAAUCGAUUAAUCGGAUAAUAUAAGGAUAAUUACAUAAAUUUAGGUGAACGAAGGAAAUAACGAUGAGAUUAAAUUUCGAAACCGGUCGUUUGACCGGACCUCGUAAGAUUAGUGUUAAACAUUCGGUCGAGAUUGUAAAUAGAGCUUCUCAGAAUUUUUAUUCGUCUUAACAAAUUUUAAUUUUAGAAAAUUGGCUCGUUUAGAAAAUUUUAAUACGUACAUAGUUGUGACGUUCGAUUAAAAUGCUUGAAAUUAUCUUUCGUUCGAUAGAAAAUUGUAUCGUAUAAUAAUUCUACGGCAUUUUCAUCUAGUGCAUAUCGACAAGUUCCUUCCUGUUCUGUUCAAACUGUGUGAUGUCUUUCUCCGAGUUAUAGAAAAUAUACAAUCGAGACCUUUACGUUCUACACUUUACGCGAUAUGUAUUUGUCGUCGCCAAGGAGUCCUGAUUUUCCACCAAUUAUGUCCAGAGACAUAAUAUUGCAAGGCUAUAUUAUAGCCUAUAGUCUAUAUAUUAUAGUCUAUAAUCUAUAGUCUGUAGACCAUCGGUAUACCAACAAAUAAUUUUCCCUAUACGAUUAAUUUCUGUAUUCUAAACUAUACGCGUUCUAACCUUAAAGCAUGAACAUUUUUUUCGAAACUUCUGUCUUUUAAUUUCCAGCCCGCCUCUAAAUCUAUGUAAAAUAAUCUAUUUAAUCAGUUAGCUGUUUUUGACGAGUAUACUCGUCAUGAAGAAAUGGCAAUCGUUUGUGUUACGACGAGUAUACUUGUCAUGUAUAAAAGGUACUUACAAUAUGCUGUUUAAAUUACAAUUUAGUAAUCGCAGUAAAUUGCGGUAAUGAAAUUAAAAAAUAAAACAUUCAUAUCAUUAUAAGUUAAUUCUAUGUUACAACAGGCACACAUACUCCGUGUUUGACGAGUAUACUCGUUAUCGCUUACUUUUUCCCCACACAUUUUAAGUGCUACACACUUUUUAAAGAGAUCGUAACAGCUAACCGGUUAAAAUAUUUACGAUACUUUAUAGAAAUAUGCUUUUUAUAAAAUUUAUAACUUAUAUAAAAAAUAUAUUUAUACAUUAGGAGAAUAUCGUGAAAACUUACAUGUACGUAUAUAGAUACUUGGGUAUACGCACAGAGAUGGAAAGCAAGGUGCUGUGGAAGGUGCGCGGUCCUGAUUGGCUCUUUUUCGCAGACUCAACGCUUACGUCGUAAAUUUAAGCACGCGUAUUGGCCGCAAGCGUUGCAUAUACAAACAAAAGAAUGUAAAAUCCCGUGACAGAGUGAGCAGUGUUUCACUUGCCGCUGUGUUAUCUCGUCACGUUUCUUUCCAUCUCUAGCUACAUCUCCAUCUUUGCGUUAUCUAAAAAUCUGCAUAUAUACAUACGUACAUACUUAUGUAAGUGCAACCGUCUCUCAAUUUACGCAGAGCAUUCGUUUUAAGCGACCGAAAAUCGCGUAAAUAAAGUCUAUUUCGUAAAUAGUUACGGAAGAAGAAAUAUGUACACAUAUGACUACUAGCGCAACGUAAUGAGCUUCCAUCCUUGUUUUACACUGCACUGACGCGUUUCAACAUCGCCGAAUAAGUUACUGUAUGUAUUCUACUUGUUGCUUUUAAGACUUCUGGGAAAAUAUAUUCUCUGGCCGCUUGAAUUAACACACCGAGGGCGUUACUCUCUGACAAGCAUACAGUUUGAAUUGCCGCGUAUUUUUGCCGCGUAUUUUGAAAAGAUUCAAAACAUCGCCCGGAAAGUUCGUUUCGAUUUCGAUUCGAUAUACAUUUAUCGAUCUAUACAGGUGCGAUUUUCUUCCACCUUCCAUCCUUCCGGAACUUCUCAGGUUUUCCAACGAAAAACUAUUCAGCACGAUAUUUUAUUUCCACCAAAUUACUUAAAAAAUCGGUACGGACCUCCCGGAGCAGCAUUUAACCAGCGUAGUAUUUAAUAAAAGAUCAACGAGCAUAUUUAAAAAUACUUUUAGUAACGUUUUUCUAGCGUGAAACGCUUGAAAACAAUUUGCCGGAUGGAUACUGGUGCUAAAGAAAAUGUAUUAUUUUAUUAAAUUGCUUAAAAAUCGGAACGAACUUUCCGGGCGAUCAAUAUUACAUCCAACAUAUCGAUAACGGUUUCAUAUUAUUCAAACAUGUAACCUACAAACAUAACAUUCACAACAUUUCGUUCAUAAUGUCCAUUGCUUUUUUUUUUACUAUUUUGUUUAACAAUAGUUAACAUUUUUUAUAAGAUAUCGCAUUAAGUGCGUAAGGCGCGAACGUGUUAAAAACUACCGCGUAAACCGCGUAAGUUAUACUUUACCGCGUGAAAAGAAUGGCGCGUAAAUCGAGAGACGCGUGUAUUUACGUGCAACCUACGUGGAUUAGGGUGCGAAGCGUGCGCGGUAAACCUACUGCAAAGAACUGCAUAUCAGCGCCUUCGUAAGUUUCUUCCAUAUUUGUUGUUUGAAAGUAAACGCGAAAGUAAACGUAAACGUUUAACAUGUAUAUUAAAAAUAUAAUACACCUAGGUAUUUGUUGCGCAUCUGUUAACAAACUUGAACUGGCAAGACUGAACGUUUCUAGGACCUUCUCAUCAAAUCAGUGGCUUUUAUCGAUUUUACGAAUUUUCAGCUAUUCGUCGAAUCGAAAUACAUACGUAGUACGUAUAAAGUAGACGACAAUCUUUGAAAUUUAGCUUUAAACAUCGGAAAGUAUACGCAGUAAUAGAAUUUUUUAAACGUCCAAGAUUUGUAUAUUUUGCAUAGUUAAAACGAUUAUAUCUACGUCGAUAAGAAUGUUAGAACGUGUAAAGAACAAAAUACAAACACCGAAUAUCACAUUUCAAUUUUUAAUGUCGCAUUUAACGGCAUGUUCCUUUCCCACAUAUCAAUUUGUAAGAAAAAGGAAAGAGAUUUAAUUGGAAAGGAGAAAAACAUGAUAAUUAGGGGGUACAAUUUCGUUGUUUGCAUUUUGUCUGAUUUCCAUGUUACCGUCUAUACAACUAAACAAAAGAAUUUUAACACGACUUAAUCGAAGACUUUAUAUUUUUUGCUAAUAAUUCGUAAGUCGAGUAAAUGUUCUGCAAACCAAACGUGUUCAUUUGUGAGGCAAGCGAUACUCCGAUACCUUCGGUAUUUGAAUAUUUGAAUACAUAGCACUAAAAUCAAAUAUGAAAGCUUUGGUAACACGAGAUUGAUCGACGACAAGGCACUACAUUUUUAAACCAAACAACGUACUAAAUUUAAUGUAAAAAAAGUCGAAAGCUCUACGUAUUCUUCCUACAAUCUUCUUAUAUCUACCUAUUAUCUUUUUUUCGAUACAAAAACGUUACCGUCUUACUUUUUUAUGUAACAAAUAACUAAACUGUCGCGUAUCUGAGAUUCUUGCGCGAUUUACUACCAAAACCGAGUGUAUAUGACGUGCUAAUGUAAUGAAAAAUAACUCGUAAGAACUUGUUUAAAUAACUCGAGUUAAUAAAAUACGAAGGCGAGAGUAUUUUUAAUACGCGACGGUUUACGCACAAAAUUUACCUAUUUUCUCCUGAAAUUGUUAAAAGUGUUCUUUAACUGGAACGUUAGUACUCGUCGCUUCUAUCGAUUACAAAGGCUCGAGAUAUCAAUUUCUUUUCGGAAUUUUCGAAAUAAAGGAACGCCCGAAAUAUUAAACACGCAAUACGAAUGUAUUCAAUACGUAAUCUCAACUUUCUGUAUUUCCUUUUGUUAGCAGAAUCGUCGUGUAGAGUUUCAAGUUAACAGCGAAAGGUUCGAUUGGUUUUAUCGAAACAAGUUGCUAGAAAGCAGUGUUAUAUAGUUUGACGAAAUUAAUAAUUUUGGAAGUAACAAUCAGCAGGAGUGACAUCUCUUUGAAUAUUUUUCUUAACGUCCAUCGAAAGCGCGUCUAAAUUCGAACUGAAGUUGCUGAAAAGUCCUUACACUGACAAGCAAAUGACAAUGAUACCCGUCGUUACAAACAUCGAAUUUUUGAAUUUCUUGAAUUAAAAUUCCUACGAUUUAAGUGUGUGCCACUGCAGUGGUAAAUAUACAUGUCUACGAAAGUUGCUAUUUCUUUCUUCGGGAAAAUUCAAUUAAUCGAUCGCUAGACCGCAGAUACUUUCGCAAAUUGAUGUGUCUGUGAUGAUAAUCGAAGAACUAGAGUUAAUUGUAAGUAAUAAUAAUAAAAUGUUAGUUUUGUAAAAAGAAAUCGUUUAAUCGGUCCAAAUCCAAGCGUUUGGCGUCAAGUAUAGGUCAAUUAUCGUACGAUGCUGCAACUGGGAAUUUUUACAUCGAUAAAAAAUACGUUUUCUAAAUUGUACGCCUAACUAUCUAUGAUGGUGAAAGCUGCGUUGAUUUAUUUAUUAUUUAAAUUUAAAUGCUCGAUGCCUAGGCGGUGUUGCAUACGGGGCAGCUAUCUUACAGAAAGAAAAAAUAUAGGAAGAAUAGUUAUUGUCCUGAAACAAGAUCGAGAUAUAAAAACCUGCGGGACUACGAUAGAAUGAAACUAUUUACAGACGACUAUCUCGAUUAUAUGGGGAAAAAGUGAAAAAUUGAAGAACCUAUGAAUAUCGUGUGUAGAAAUUACAAAAUAGAUAUUGACAGCAAACACAUAGAUGAAUAUUAUUAUUAAUAGUAUUAUGAAUAUUAUUAUGACGAGUAAUCGACUGUUUAAAUAUUUGUCAUCUCUGCGAAAAGUAAUAGUAAGCUUGCAUCUUCUGACAAACUUACAUCGCCAGUUUUCAGACAAAAUUUCCAUAUAUUUCGACACGCGUAAUACAUUCGUGAAAAGUGGCUACACGCGAGCUACGAUGAACAAAUACGAGUGGCAUUUGCUUUGCGCGCAGGAAAAUAAAAGAGAAUGCGCAGAAACGAAAUGAAUGUAAGAUCGUAAUAUUGGUAAAAUAUAUAUAUUUGCAUCGC
This is a messenger RNA of Bombus huntii, 10497 nucleotides long. RefSeq names its product organic cation transporter protein. Gene Ontology annotation, biological process: transmembrane transport. The record is from RefSeq and is a predicted model, not a curated record. Gene Ontology annotation, molecular function: transmembrane transporter activity. Gene Ontology annotation, cellular component: membrane. Lineage: Eukaryota; Metazoa; Arthropoda; Insecta; Hymenoptera; Apidae. Bases 1948 to 3660 code for a protein of 570 amino acids. The transcript has 4 exons.